Oikopleura dioica is the source of this 1413-nucleotide messenger RNA. NCBI's taxonomy places the organism in Eukaryota, Metazoa, Chordata, Appendicularia, Copelata, Oikopleuridae. The record is from the annotation of a GenBank genome assembly.
AUGAUUUUGGAAGAGUUGCCUUCGCAUCUGCCUGAAUAUUGUGCUGUUUUUCCGCGACUUGCAAAUGAUUUCGCCGAACGCAACUUUGAUCCAAAAAAGUACGAAAACUACCAUCAACUGCGUCGCAUUUCCCUCCGUGCAUCGAACAUCAACUUCAAGUUGCCCAGCCGCAUUCUCGAAAUCAAAUGGACAGAAAGUGACAUCGUUCAAUUUACGCACGACCACUUCGUCAGCUUGCGUCGUCUCUCAACGCUGAAUAUCUCCUUCAAUCAGCUUCGAAAACUCCCUGAACUGCCGCCUCAGCUCAAGCUACUCGACAUUUCUUUUAACAAAAUUGAUAACUUAACAUUCCAAAAACCGCUGAAACAUCUCCAAUCGCUGAAAGCUUCAAACAACCUCCUCGACAGCGUUCCCGAAAACAUCGUAGAAUUCUCGAAUCUUCAAAACCUACAACUCAACGAUAACAAACUCUGCUCCCUUCCAAAUUUGGACAAUCUUGAGCUCGAGUCUCUGGACAUCCGCAACAACCGUCUCGCGAGACUUCCGCGUGUUUGGGAGGGAAUCACUGACUUCCUGAUAGAUGGCAACUUUUCCACCAUCCCCGGACCGUAUUUGGGCACGGAGUUCUUGCUCCGCGACCACAAGUUUAAUGCCGAACGCGAGCGACCGCCCGUCAAGCACAAUCUUCCCACCAGCUCAGUGCAGCCUCCGCCAAUCGCAAAGAGGCCCGACAAAAUACCGCCGAAACCAAGGCCGCUCUCGAAGCAAUCUUCAAAGAGCAGCAUCUCUUCAAAUGGGUCUUCUAUCUCUUCACUCUCUGAAGAGACAAAAAAGCUACAGAUUCAGAAAACAGAAACAGCUCGAAAAACGGCUCUUCAAAACUAUCGAAGAAUACAGUCAGAGAAAGAGAACGGGUCAAGGUUUGAUCAGCAUGUCUCCUCACUUAAUCGACUGAUUGUUACUGACAGCAAUCGGAAGCCAACCUCUGUCCGAGCGCAAAACAGAACUAAACCGUUGUACUCAAACUCGUGUAACAAAAACUCAAGAACGGAGCAUCAACUUUUGGAAGCUCUUUCCGAAUGUCUUCGCAAGCAGCUUCCCCCGUCAACGCCUCUGAUGGAUGGUAUCAUCUUUAUCCGCGCCUACAACGCAAGGAGAAAGAAAACAUCGGAGGCCCUGCUCGUCGAGCUCCCCGGGCCAAAUGAUGAUACUUUAUCAUCGCAAAAAGCAAGCCGGAAUGCUGAGCGCUUCGCGAACACGGCAAGAGAAAGUGGAUUUCAUCUUACCGCGAGGGACGUGCUCGAGUUGCGAACAGAUCGCAUCCUUCCUUACCUGGCCCAUCUCUGCGACGCUUCCAAACGAUCCGCAGCUUCCUCAAGCACCAACUCGAUCAGGCCUCCUACUGUUGUCUAA